This is a messenger RNA of Vicia villosa (hairy vetch), 768 nucleotides long. RefSeq lists its product as uncharacterized. Lineage: Eukaryota; Viridiplantae; Streptophyta; Magnoliopsida; Fabales; Fabaceae. The coding region runs from base 1 to 768 and encodes 255 amino acids. The transcript has a single exon. The record is from RefSeq and is a predicted model, not a curated record.
AUGGCACUAUGGCUAUGGCUUGAAAAAAUCGGGUACCAUAACCUUAUCCAUAAAGUAGCAUCUUUACAAGGUACCCUUAUCAAUGCCAUUGUUGUUGAAGCUAUAACUUGCUUGCAAUUUUUGGAGAGGGAUAACCCUCCUAUCCCAAUUGGAGGUGGUUUACCCUUGACUAAAAUGCUCAUAAAAAAAGACAUCUCUCUUGAGAUGUUCAUCUCGAAAAGGUAUACGGCAAUGACUGGCAUUAAAAUCGUUUUAAAUGAGACGUGCGCUCGAGUUUUUAAUGAUGUUUUGCAGAUAGUUUUGAAAAGGAAAAACAUAAUCGAAACACGGGGUAGUAGUAGUACCACAUCACGAACUCACGCACUCAACAUGCCUUUGAUUCUUCCAGGUUUUCCUCACCCUUUAUUUGGCAGCUUUGAUUUGUUACCAAGAAACGAGAACACCAGCUUGUCUGAUGAAAGUAUAUGGAUUCAAAAGAAACCCUAUGACGACGCUACGAAUGAUGAUAAAUCCUUGUUUCUCACAUUUUCUAGAGGCUUCCCUGUGUCGGAAAUGGAGGUGAGGUACUUGUUCACAACUAAUUAUGGGGAUUGUGUGCAACGUUUGGUCAUGGGAGGAAAUCAUGUCAAGAAUGAUCAACCUUUAUUUGCAGUUAUGAUUUUGAAAAUGGUGGAAAUUGUGGAUCAAAUUCUGGCUGGGAAACGUGUUGCCAAGCUUCAAAUCAACGGAAAACACAUUUGGGCUCGCAAGUACGAGCCUCGUCUCUGA